UGAACCAGUGAAUACCCAGUGCUCAUUCGGGGAGGUUAUAGAAAAUACAGAAGACGUGGGAUUCCGUAGGCCGAGUUUUGUGAAAAGUUUUAUAGUGACUCAAAAUCUGGCUCUCCUCUCGCCAGGAUCCCUUCGUAGGUGACGACGACCGCGUGCGCGAGUGGCUUAUGACGAGAAGCAUUCGAACGAACGGGGUGGGGCAUUUCCCUGGCAUUCGCAACCAGCGACAUCUAGCAAGCGUCCUGUCAACUUGACCGGCUUGCUGCAUUCGUCUCUGCUCUUUUUUUUCGAGGUUUUGUGACACGACGUCAUGAAGUCAAAUUUGGGACUGCUGCUGGCGGUCGUGGCGGUGGCCGCCGUGUUGCCGCUGCUCCUGGCGUCCGCCGAGAGUCGGCCCGAGGCCCAGACAUUCCUGCUCAACGACAAGGACCUGCAGGACUUGCGGGCCGGACGCCGCCAGCUUUUCCCGGGCUCGUCGACCCGCAACAACGACGACGAGGACGAAGGCGCCGCCGACACCGACGACGGCAACAACGAAGUCCUCGAUCGCAGGCCAGUUGAACCGGAAAUCACGACGUUCCGGCCCACACUGCCCCCCAACAUCCGGCUUCCCUCUGCGGCGGCGGCGGCUUCGUCAGCCGCAGUCGCCACGACAGCGGCGCCGGCGACGGUCCGCACGAGACCCGGCACUCUCAUCCGGCGCCCCCAACAACCCGGUCUUCGUCGUUUCCGAGCCAGGACGACAACGACGACUGCGAAACCCAGCAGUGGCGCCGACAAAGCCGACGAUGUGUCGACCAACGACGUGGAAGCGCCACCGCGACAGCGAGGUCCGUUCAUUCGGCGCCGAUUGGUCGCCCGACGCCCCGCGAUCGGCGAGCCCAACCCCGGCAGCACCACGGCGUCUUCGGACGCAAAUGCCGCCGCCACCACGCCGGCGUCCGCGUCGGCUGUGAGCAGCAGCCCUCAACCGCAACCCAUUCGUCGACGCCCGGGAUUCGUGCCCACGAGACCCAGGCAACUGGGUGCGGCCAACAACAACACCAACACUGCGGGACGGAACUUUAUCCGGUCUCGGGUCCGAUCCACGACAACCACUAGCACCACCACCACCGCCGCCACAACGACCACGACGACCGCCAGUCCGCCGGUGAGGUCAACCUUCGCCGCCCCGACGUUCCUGGCGACGACCACGACAUCUCGACCACCGCCUCCGUCGCCGAUACCAACGACGACGCUGACGACGCCACGCACCCGGCCGACGACGACCGUCUUCGUCGAGGAAGAAGAGGACCGAGAUCCGCCGUUUUCCGUGACGACGCCGGCUUUCACGACGCGUUUGGAACAAGAGCCGCUAUUUCCGCCGUUCCGGGCGCCGUCGAGAGACGUCGACAAUGCUCGUGGGAUCCCGCUCGUCCCUGGCGGUGGUGGAGUGACCUUUGGGCGUCCAUUCGGACCGCCACCGGGCCCCACUCCGUCCACGACGACACUGGGCACGACGACGUUCCAGCCGACGCGUGCAAGUAGCAGCAGCAGCAGUAGUGCUGAGACUGGGGACAGGGAAUCGGGUCGCAUCCGACCUUUCCGACCCCCAGUGCCGCCGCAGUUCAUCAAUAACGCCGCCCCGGCGCCGCAGCAGAAUUUCGAGGAAGAACAAAGACGAUUCCCGACGCCGACGCCACCGCCUGCUUUCCGACAGCCGCCGCAAAGACCGCAAGAGGAGCAGCAGCGAUUUCAGCCGCAGCCGCCGCCACGUCGCCCACAACAAACACUGCGUGAACAGGUGAACAACGAGGUGCGCCAAAGCAACGCCGUCGUGGAAGAGGUGUUGCGCCGGAAGCCGAUCCGCGAGCAGCUGCUCGAAGAAGAAGAAGAGCGAACCCGCCAACAGAAAGCGCAAGAAGACCGCAGACAAGAAGACAAAGCAGAAGAAGACAGGGCGAAGGCCUCAGCGGAAGCAGCCGAACAAGACGAAGAGAAGGGCCCUCAAACGGCAGUGACUGUGCGGAGGUACAACCGGCAAAACGAAGACGGGUCCUUCACUUUCGGGUACGAGAGCUCCGACGGGUCCUUCCGCGAAGAAACCCGCGGGACGGACUGCGUCGUUCGCGGCAAAUACGGCUACGUCGACCCCGACGGCGUCCGUCGCGAGUACACCUACGUCUCCGGCAACCCCUGCGACAAGAAAGAGAGCGAAGAAGACGAAGAGAUCCCCGAAGACGGGGAAGAACGACCCCAGCGGAGACCCGGAGGACGACCCCUGGACUCCGGAGACGACGACGAGGAAGAAGAAGAGGAUCCUUUGGCUCGUCCGAUUCGCCCGCCGCCGCCGCCCAUCAACCGCCCGAGGUUACCGUCUUUUGAGCAAGCGCGGCGUCCCCCGACCGCCAGACCCGCGCCGCCCAGCAGCACCGCCGCUCCGCGACCAGAGCCAACCACCAGAUUGCCGCCGCCACCGCCGCCUCAAAGACCGUCUUCGCCUCCGCCGCCGCAGAGAACGUUUCCACCGCAACAGCGUCCUUCUCCAGUGACGACGACGAUUGGAAGUCCACGCAGACCCACGCCACCGCCACCGCCGCCACCUCAACAGCGGCCGACGGACGCAUUCGGACGCCCAAUUCAGUUUGAGCCGCCGCGUGAGCAAGUGAGUGGACCGCCGCGGCCUUUGAUCCGGCCCCAAGGAGAAGAGGAGCCGGAGCCUGAGAGGGAACGACCAGAACUGCCGCCUCAGCAACCGCCGCCUCCGCCGCCACCACAGAGAACUACGUUCAGUCCUAUUCCGUCGAGGCCGACUCCACAACCGCCGCCAUUCAGUUUCGAUAACGAGCUCCAAGGCUUCGGUGUGGCGCCGUCAAGGCGACCUCCGCCACCACCACCGCCGCCACCACAACAACAGCAGCAACAGCAAUCGCGUCCCGGUCCGCCACCACCGCAGCCGCCGCCGUCGAGCGGAGAACAAGGCAACCUGGUCAACUCGGAGCUCAUUUUUGACCCAGUCACAGGUCAGUUCAAUACCAUCAUCGUGCAACAAGUGCCGAGGCAAGGACCGCCACCGAGCAGCAGACCACCGCCACCACCUCCGCCGCCGCCGAGCAGCAGACCACCGCCACAACAGCAACAGCAGCAGAGGCCGGGUUCUGAGCCAGAGGAGGAGCGCCGCAGACCAGGACCGCCGCCGCCGCCGCAAAUCGUGCAGCAGACUUUCGGAGGACCGCCGCCGGGAUUCUUCCAGCCGAAUUUCGGUAACCGACCGCCUCAGCUGCCGCCACAGCAGCAACAACAGCAACAACAACGACCAGGAGACAACAGGCGACCGCCGCCGGGAUUCGAACCCGACCAGCAGCGACCCGAUGAAGACGACGACAGGGAAGAAGAACCAGAUUUCCCCGGGUUCCCUCGUCCGCCACCCUCGCCAUUCAACUCCAACUUGUUCGCCAACUUCGGGCCGCCGUCACGCCCACCACCGCAACAGCGGCCGCCGCCACAACAACAGCAACAACAGUCUCGGCCGCCGCCACAACAACAGUCUCGGCCGCCGCCACCAACGCAGUUCACGGACGCUUUCGGGCGCCCAACGCCGACGCGCGUGAACCAAGUGAGCCAGCAGCCCAACUUCGUGCCUUUCGGACAGCCGACCAUCACGAGCUUCCCGGGGGCGACCAUCAGUCAGAGCUUCGGGCCGCCGCGACAGCCCGUGGCCGCCCCGGGCCGCCUUUUCUCGGGCUUCCAGCCGAUCGCCGGCAGCCCGGAGCGUCCGUCGGGUCCCCAGUCAGGCUUCUUCCAGCCGCCACCGCCGUCCCAGCGAGACCAGACGGGCUUCCGGCCGCUUUUCCCGCCGCCGCCGCCGAACCAACAGGGGCCCACUCAGGUCACGCGGUUCGGCAACCCCAACAUCAACUUCUUCCCGCAAUUCCAGCGCAGGAAUUUCUGA
Messenger RNA from Notodromas monacha, 3931 nucleotides. Lineage: Eukaryota; Metazoa; Arthropoda; Ostracoda; Podocopida; Cyprididae. The record is from the annotation of a GenBank genome assembly.